This is a messenger RNA of Alosa alosa (allis shad), 1805 nucleotides long. RefSeq names its product transmembrane protein 104 (gene slc38a12). Lineage: Eukaryota; Metazoa; Chordata; Actinopteri; Clupeiformes; Clupeidae. The record is from RefSeq and is a predicted model, not a curated record.
GUGACGAGGAGUCGCGUUAAACUUAUCUGCUGUUUGUUUUGACCCUCUAACAAAGAAAGAGCAUAGGUGGACAUGAAGACGUUCACAGUCGUCGUCAGCCAGUUGUGCACGCAUGUUCGGUAGAUGCGUAGUCCUUUUUCUUCAGAUAGAAAUAGUGCACAAGGUGUGCAGAACUUGCUAUAGUGGGCUAGCACACUACAAGCACAGGUGAUCAUUGCUGAAGGUGCUACAUUGUUGACAUUCUGACUCGUGCGACAUGGCGGGAGGCAUCACGGAAACCGGAGAGCUCUACUCUCCCUAUGUGGGGAUGGUGUACAUGUUUAACCUGAUUGUAGGCACAGGUGCCUUGACGAUGCCCAAAGCCUUUGCCACCGCUGGUUGGGCCGUAAGCCUGGCUCUCAUCUGCAUCCUAGCCUUCAUGAGCUACAUGACGACCACGUUUGUGAUAGAGGCUAUGGCAGCUGCUAACGCUCAACUACGCUGGAAACGCAGAGAACAGGACGAGGUCAAUGAUAGCGAUUCCACAUCAGACUACUCCGAUGAUGAUGUCAUCAGCCGGGGACGGUCAGACCCGGUGGAGACACGCCCCAUCCUGUCCGUGCAGAAUCGUGGCGGUGCGGUGGAUCAUUUUGACAUAGUGGAGCGAGUCGAGAUGGGACAAAUGGCCUCCAUGUUCUUCAACAAAGUGGGGGUGAACAUGUUCUACAUCUGCAUCAUUGUGUACCUGUACGGAGACCUGGCCAUCUAUGCUGCUGCUGUGCCCAUGUCUCUGAUGGAGGUGGCCUGUGGGAACCACUCGUGUAAUGCCGGGAGUUUGACGUACAAUGACACAGACUCAUGCUGGGGCCCCAUCAGGAGGAAAGACGCCUACAGGAUAUUCCUGACCAUCUUCAUACUGCUCUUGGGUCCGUUCACCUUCUUCAACCUACAGAAGACCAAGUACCUGCAGAUCAUGACCUCUCUCAUGAGGUGGAUAGCGUUCUCCAUGAUGAUCGUGCUGGCGUUGAUGCGUAUCGGCGCGGGUCAGGGCGAGGGUCAUCCGCCGGUGGCGGAGUUCGGCGGCGUGCCCAACCUGUUCGGCGUGUGCGUGUACUCCUUCAUGUGCCAGCACUCGCUCCCCUCCCUCAUCACACCCAUCUCACGCAAGCGGCGCCUCGGCGCCCUCCUCCUGGGAGACUACGCGCUCAUCCUCUCCUUCUACGCCCUGCUGAGCUUCACGGGCAUCUUCUGCUUCGCCGGCGACGCCCUGCGCGACAUGUACACGCUCAGCUUCACCGGACGCUGCGACGUCCUGGACGUUACGUCGCUACGCUACUUCCUGGGCCUCUUCCCUGUUUUCACCAUCUCCACCAACUUCCCCAUCAUCGCCGUGACGCUGCGCAACAACUGGAAGACGCUGUUCCACCGCGAUGGCGGCAGCUACCCGUGGGUGGACCCGCGGUGCUCCCCGGCCGCUGACCCUGCGGGCCCGCGGGCGGUGGCGUUCGGCACGCACGACCUGGAGGCGCUGGUGGGCAUCACGGGCGCGUACGCGGGCACUGCCAUCCAGUACGUGAUCCCGGCGUGCCUGGUGUAUUGCGCCCGGCGACACCUGGGGCCCGUGCUGGGCAGGGAGGCGGUCAACACACAUCGCUCACCCUUCACACACACACUCUGGGUGGUCUUCGUACUCGGCUGGGCCGCGUCCUGCCUCAUCGUGGUCACCGCCAACAUCAUACUCAACGAGACCUAGGACUGGACUCAACACACACACACACACACACACACACACACACACACACCACCACACACACACACACACACAC